Messenger RNA from Arachis duranensis, 822 nucleotides. RefSeq lists its product as uncharacterized. Lineage: Eukaryota; Viridiplantae; Streptophyta; Magnoliopsida; Fabales; Fabaceae. The coding region runs from base 1 to 822 and encodes 273 amino acids. The transcript is spliced from 3 exons. The record is from RefSeq and is a predicted model, not a curated record.
AUGGCAGCGAAUGUGCAUGAUGAAGUGGUGGAACCAGAAGCGCGAGGCUUCACAGCAUCUGAAUUUCAAAAUUUCUUUCGAAUGAUGGCGCAUUUUUCGAGUUUGCAAGACACCAGCGCUCUCGCUACAACUGCUCCUUUGACGACGCAAAAUUACGACUCAUGGUCAAAAUCGGUGAAGAUUUCGCUCAAAACAAAGAACAAGCUACGAUUCAUCGAUGGAUCAUUGCCAAAGCCAGAAGAGAACGAUCACACGUUUGAAGCUUGGGAUCGAUGCAAUUCCUUGGUGCUCUCAUGGCUACAUGGAUCGCUAAGUCCUGAGAUUCUUCACAGCGUCCUCUGGUGCGACAAUGCAUGUGAACUCUGGAGAGACCUCAAGCACCGCUUCUACGAGGGAGACCUCUUCAGAAUUGCUGAUCUUCAAGAAGAUUUGUUCACUGCAAAACAAGGAGUAAUUAGAGAAUAUAGAUCUCAAACACAUGUAAUAUGCUUUCUUAGAGGGCUCAAUGAACAAUAUGCUAGUGUAAAGUCACAAGUGAUGCUGAUGAAACCUCUCCUCGAUAUUGCCGUAGCAUUCUUUAUGCUUUUGCAACAAGAAAGGCAAAUGUCACAUACGACAGACCUAGAACCAAGAGCAAUAAUGAAUAACAUUAGCACCGAUGCUAAUGCAAAUGCCUUUGACACUUAUCAAAGGAACAAUGGUAACUAUAAUGGAGCCAAUGCGGGAUCGAAUAAUAGAGGAAGGGGAGAGGGCGUAGAGGCAGAGGAAGAGGUCGAAGCACUCCAAAAUUCUGCUCACACUGUGGCAAAUCAAGUCACCUAG